CCCGGGUACAUCAGGUCCUAGAGGUCCUAUGGGUCCCAACGGUGGUGAUGGACCCCCCGGACAGCCAGGUGGACUGGGCCAACCAGGAGCCGUUGGAGAUAAGGGAGAAGCAGGAGAGGGUGGAGAUCCAGGAUCACCGGGAGAAUCUGGUCCCCAGGGAGGUAAAGGCGAUAUUGGUGAGAAGGGGGAAUCUGGAGCUUCGGGAGCGGCGGGACCUCCUGGGAAGAAGGGACGUCCAGGAGAAGAUGGACCCAAGGGGAACAUGGGUGCCAUAGGUUUUCCAGGAGACCCAGGACCACGGGGAGAGGCUGGAACACCGGGUGUUGACGGUAUACCCGGAGAGAAGGGCGAUGGCGGAGAAAGCGGGAAUCCGGGACUACCUGGGCCUUCAGGAGAGCCUGGCCCAAACGGCCCGCCCGGACGAAGAGGGCAACUGGGGCCUGCAGGCAAAGAGGGCCGUCAGGGUGAAAAAGGAGGAAAGGGGGAGCGCGGAACUGAAGGCAUUGUUGGAAAGACGGGACCAGUGGGGGCACAAGGAUCCCCCGGGAAACCUGGAUCUGAGGGUAUGAGGGGCAUUCCAGGACCUGCUGGGGAACCAGGCUUACUUGGACCACCUGGUCAGACAGGACCUCCCGGGCCCAUGGGUCCUGGUGGACUGCCUGGUCUUAAAGGAGAUUCGGGAUCCAAAGGAGAUAAGGGCCAUGGCGGUCUUAUUGGCUUGAUUGGACCUCCGGGAGAAAUGGGAGAGAAGGGUGACAGAGGGCCCCCUGGAAUCCAGGGUGUACCCGGACCCAAAGGAGACCCUGGAUCAGUUGGACCAUACGGACCGAAUGGACCUCCUGGACCCAACGGCCUGGCGGGAUCUUUGGGGCAGAAAGGUUCGAAAGGAGCUCCAGGACCAAUCGGCAUGAGAGGAGAUCCGGGACAACAAGGACCCCCCGGCCCACCGGGUCGCCCAGCACAAGCCGUGCAGCCUCUCCCCUAUGAAGCAUACGACACGACCAGGAAAAGGCGGCGGCACUCGGAGAGUCUGCAGGGCGACGACGCAGACAUCGAUUACAUGGCUGACGGGAUGGAGGAGAUCUACGCCACGCUCGGGUCCCUGAAGACGGAGAUCGAACAGAUGAGGUGGCCUGCGGGGACCAAAGAGAGCCCGGCGAGGACCUGCAAGGAGCUGCAGAUGUGUCACCCCAAUUAUAAAGAUGGUGAAUAUUGGAUUGACCCGAAUCAGGGAUGUAACAGAGACGCCAUCAAAGUGUUCUGUAAUUUCACGUCGGGCGGAGAGACGUGUCUUCACCCCGACAAGAAGUUUGAGUCGGUGAAAGUUGCAGCUUGGAGUAAGGAAACCCCCGGAGAUUGGUACAGCACGUUCAAAAGAGGAAAGAAGUUCCAGUACAUUGACGCCGAUGGCAACCCCGUCCAUGUGGUUCAAAUGACAUUCCUCAAGCUCCUAAGCGCAGUAGGCCGGCAGAACCUGACUUAUAACUGCCAGCAGUCUGUGGCGUGGUACGACAUGUCGAAGGGAAAUCACGAGCAGUCGGUAAAGCUGAGGGCGGACAACGAGGAGGUGCUCAGCCACAGCCGCACACCACAAAUACAGGCGUUAUAUGACGGGUGCCAACUCCGUAAAGGUGCAGAACGAACGGUACUGGAGAUCAACACCUACAAGGUGGAACAUCUACCCCUCAGGGAUGUCGCCGUCAGCGACUUCGGAGACAGCAACCAGAAGUUUGGCUUCGAGCUCGGGCCUGUCUGCUUUAACGGCUAA
This is a messenger RNA of Nanorana parkeri, 1768 nucleotides long. It is a transcript of the gene COL5A3, whose product is annotated as collagen type V alpha 3 chain. The transcript has 20 exons. The coding region runs from base 29 to 1768 and encodes 579 amino acids. Gene Ontology annotation, molecular function: extracellular matrix structural constituent. Lineage: Eukaryota; Metazoa; Chordata; Amphibia; Anura; Dicroglossidae. The record is from RefSeq and is a predicted model, not a curated record.